GGAUUCAAGGUACUGUUCACAAUAUGACAAGUCCUGUUUCCUUAAGCUCUUGUCUCUGAAACAAGCCUGACAGAAGAUUAAAUGGGACAGGGCAACAAUGUCACUGAAUUUGUCCUCCUGGGGCUCACUCAGGAUCCUGUGGGGCAAAAAGCAUUAUUUGUCCUGUUCUUACUCAUCUACAUUGUGACCAUGGUGGGUAACCUGCUCAUUUUGGGGACAGUUGUUGCCAGCCCCUCCCUGGAUUCUCCAAUGUACUUCUUCCUUGCCUAUCUGUCACUCAUGGAUGCUGUGUAUUCUACUGCCAUCCUGCCCAAGUUGCUUACAGACUUACUUUGUGACAAAAAGACAAUCUCCUUCACUGCUUGCCUCAUUCAGCUCUUUGUAGAGCACUUAUUUGGUGGUGCUGAGGUCUUCCUUCUGGUGGUGAUGGCCUAUGAUCGCUAUGUGGCCAUCUGUAAGCCACUGCACUAUUUGACCAUCAUGAAUCGACGGGUUUGCAUCCUCCUGUUGGUGGUGGCCUGGGUUGGAGGGUUUGCUCAUGCUCUGAUGCAAGUUCUUUCUGUGUAUAUACUUCCUUUCUGUGGGCCCAAUAUCAUUGACCAUUUUGCUUGUGACAUGUACCCAUUAUUGGGACUGGCAUGCACUGACACCUACUUCAUUGGCCUCACUGUCAUUGGCAAUAAUGGAGCCAUGUCUGUAGUGGUCUUUAUUCUCCUUCUUUUCUCUUAUGGAAUAAUUCUAAACUCUAUGAAGACUCACAGUCAGGAAGGGAGGCACAAGGCCCUGUCUACCUGCAGCUCCCACAUCAUGGUGGUUGUCCUCUUCUUUGUUCCCUGUAUUUUUAUGUACGUUAGACCUGUCUCCAACUUUCCUAUUGAUAAAUUCAUUACUGUGUUUUAUACAAUUUUUACUCCUAUGUUGAAUCCUUUAAUAUAUACCCUGAGAAAUUUGGAAAUAAAAAAUUCUAUGGAAAAGCUGUGGAGUAAAAUACUAAGUACAGACAGAAUGAGAAUUUCUUCUCAAUGA
Messenger RNA from Nannospalax galili (Upper Galilee mountains blind mole rat), 1026 nucleotides. RefSeq names its product olfactory receptor 4A5-like. The transcript has a single exon. Gene Ontology annotation, cellular component: membrane. Gene Ontology annotation, molecular function: olfactory receptor activity; G protein-coupled receptor activity. Lineage: Eukaryota; Metazoa; Chordata; Mammalia; Rodentia; Spalacidae. Bases 82 to 1026 code for a protein of 314 amino acids. Gene Ontology annotation, biological process: G protein-coupled receptor signaling pathway. The record is from RefSeq and is a predicted model, not a curated record.